CACCGGAAGUUCCGUUGGUUCUUGCUCCAGCAGCAGAGUUUGUGAGCCGAUAGAAGAGAGAUGUGCGCUGUUUUGAACGUCUGAUCCUUCAUGUGUUUCAUUCCCCUGUGAACAUGACCUGAAUCAUUACAUGAGCGACUCGGUCGAAUAAGUUCUCGGCGGUGGGAUGCGCAGCUGGAGGUGGUUCCUCUCCAGAGUCAUGCGUCUCUUCCUGCGCUGGUUCAGACUCUGUCCGAGACGAGGACGCAGGAAGCGGCCGAGCCGAUUACGGGACCUGUGGCACUAUUGGAGGGUGCUGCUGAAGUCCCUGUACUACAACGUGCUGACCAAUUCAGACACGGCGCUGGACUGUGUCUUUGAGCCCAUCUACUGGCUGGUGGACAACAUGACCCGCUGGUUUGGAGUGGUGUUUGUGUCUCUGGUGAUCGUCUUGACCAGCUCCGUGGUGAUCAUCGUGUAUCUGUGUGUGCUGCCCAUCAUCUUCAGCACGUACCCCGUUCACUGGAUCCUCUGGCACCUCUGUUACGGACACUGGAACCUGCUCAUGCUGGUCUAUCAUUACUAUAAAGCCACCACCACAUAUCCGGGGUUCCCGCCGCAGGAAAAGACUGAUAUCCCAACUGUUACGCUCUGUAAAAAAUGUAUCGUUCCCAAACCAGCUAGAACCCAUCACUGCAGCAUCUGCAGCCGAUGUAUUUUGAAAAUGGACCACCACUGUCCCUGGUUAAAUAACUGCGUGGGUCAUUUCAACCACCGUUACUUCUUCAGUUUCUGUCUGUUCAUGACCAUGGCCUGCAUCUACUGCAGCAUCAGUGCCAAAGACAUGUUCCUGGACGCUUACAACGCCAUCGAGAGCUCCUAUCAAACGCCUCCGCCUGCCUUCACCCGUCAGGAGAGGAUGGUUCAUAAGAGCCUGGUUUAUCUCUGGGUGUUGACCAGUUCGGUGGCUGUAGCGUUAGGAGGCCUGACACUGUGGCACGCAAUGCUGAUCAGCAGAGGAGAGACCAGCGUGGAGAGACACAUCAACCGCAAAGAGAGGAAGAGACUGCGACUGAAGGGCAAGGUUUUCCGUAAUCCGUACCACCGUGGAAAAAUUAACAAUUGGAAAAUAUUUUUUGGUGUUGAGAAGCAGAGUGACUGGCUGACACGAGUUCUGCUGCCCUCCGGUCAUCUUCCUCACGGGGACGGCCUGACGUGGGACUGUCCUUCACACAGGAACAACACCAUGGCCAUAUGACCUCACACAUAAUUCAUAUCAUGAACUCUAAUGACCGAAGGGGUCUCUGCAUCACUCCUGUCCUUUACAAAUGAACAAUCUCUUAUCAGAGUUCUUUUAACGGUCGCCUGCUGAAACGUGUUUAUGGUACUCCGUUUC
Cyprinus carpio (common carp) is the source of this 1375-nucleotide messenger RNA. It is a transcript of the gene zdhhc16b, whose product is annotated as zDHHC palmitoyltransferase 16b. Gene Ontology annotation, biological process: protein palmitoylation. Gene Ontology annotation, cellular component: Golgi apparatus. The record is from RefSeq and is a predicted model, not a curated record. Lineage: Eukaryota; Metazoa; Chordata; Actinopteri; Cypriniformes; Cyprinidae. Gene Ontology annotation, molecular function: palmitoyltransferase activity.